GUACUGCAGAAGAUUGUCCCUCGGCACGUACCGUACGUCACCCAGGAUGCUUUGAGAAGUUGGUAGCCAUCAGCUCAAUGAAAGUUCUUGUCUCUUGUUUUUUUUUUUUUUUAACCUUUUCGCUCAAAUAUAGCCAGGUUUUGAGCAUUUCAGUUUUCCUCGACUGUGAAUUUCUCUGGACCUGUCAACAUGGUCAACGUACACAAAGGUGUCCUUGUUGAAUGUGAUCCAGCCAUGAAACAGUUCCUCCUGUACCUGGAUGAAACAAUGGCCUUGGGAAAGAAGUUCAUCCUCAAGGACCUUGACGACACUCAUCUCUUCAUCCUGGCAGAGGUGGUUCACAUCCUCCAGGAAAGAGUUGGCGAGUUAAUGGACCAGAAUUCAUUCCCCAUCACGCAAAAAUAACCCCCCAACUUUUUCAAAUAACUGUCUAUUCUUGGACUUCGGACUUUGUUAAAUGAACACUGCAGUGUUUUAAAUGCAGACUUAAAUGGAGAAAUUGCUCAUUUUUUGUGCCAUUGAUGUGAAAAAGCUUUAUGUAAAAACACAAACAUGUUUUGUUUCUUGGUUGCACAGUGUGUUAAUUUGUGCUCUCUUUUGUGUCCAUUAUAUGUGUUAAAUAAAUUUAAUUUUGUUUCAA
Molecule: messenger RNA, 640 nt
Organism: Xiphias gladius (swordfish)
Lineage: Eukaryota; Metazoa; Chordata; Actinopteri; Istiophoriformes; Xiphiidae
Gene: gtf2h5
Product: general transcription factor IIH, polypeptide 5
Exons: 3
Coding region: 190-405 (71 amino acids)
Biological process (GO): nucleotide-excision repair; nucleotide-excision repair, preincision complex assembly; transcription initiation at RNA polymerase II promoter
Cellular component (GO): transcription factor TFIIH core complex; transcription factor TFIIH holo complex
Source: RefSeq, a predicted model, not a curated record